AUGCUGCAGAGGAAGGAGCCUUCCCCCCACCCCCAUCCCAAUGAAUCAAGACUCUUUGGAGAAGAGUGGAAGGAGCGAGGUACUGGUGACGUCAAGCUCCUAAAACAUAAGGAGAAAGGGACCAUCCGCCUCCUCAUGAGGAGGGACAAGACUCUGAAGAUAUGCGCCAACCAUUACAUCACACCAAUGAUGGAGCAGAAGCCGAAUGCGGGCAGUGACCGAGCCUGGGUCUGGAACACCCAUGCUGACUUUGCUGAUGAGUGCCCCAAGCCAGAGCUGCUGGCCAUCCGCUUCCUCAAUGCUGAAAAUGCACAGAAAUUCAAAACAAAAUUUGAAGAAUGCAGGAAAGAGAUCGAAGAGAGAGAAAAGAAAGGAUUGGGCAGAAACGAAAAUGCUGAGGAAGUGGUGGAAAAGCUGGAGACUCUCUCUGUGAAAGAAAGGAGCGAGGAGCUGGGCAAGGCGGACACCAAGGAGAAAGCUGAGGACAAGCAAUAAGUCGUCUCCCUUGUUUUCCUUCCCUUCUUUCUUUCCCUCCUUUUAAAAAAAUCUUUGCCUUGCCCCUCUUUGGUUUGUUUUUAUUCUGUUUUGUUUUUACAAGGGACUUUAUAUAAAGAACUGAAUU
Messenger RNA from Talpa occidentalis (Iberian mole), 622 nucleotides. Its product is annotated as ran-specific GTPase-activating protein-like. Gene Ontology annotation, molecular function: GTPase activator activity. Lineage: Eukaryota; Metazoa; Chordata; Mammalia; Eulipotyphla; Talpidae. The coding region runs from base 1 to 495 and encodes 164 amino acids. The transcript has 2 exons. Gene Ontology annotation, biological process: nucleocytoplasmic transport; positive regulation of mitotic centrosome separation. The record is from RefSeq and is a predicted model, not a curated record. Gene Ontology annotation, cellular component: centrosome; nuclear pore; cytoplasm.